Messenger RNA from Lycium barbarum (goji berry), 525 nucleotides. Its product is annotated as histone H4-like. Gene Ontology annotation, cellular component: nucleosome. Lineage: Eukaryota; Viridiplantae; Streptophyta; Magnoliopsida; Solanales; Solanaceae. The transcript has a single exon. Gene Ontology annotation, molecular function: protein heterodimerization activity; DNA binding; structural constituent of chromatin. Gene Ontology annotation, biological process: nucleosome assembly. The coding region runs from base 66 to 377 and encodes 103 amino acids. The record is from RefSeq and is a predicted model, not a curated record.
AUUCCCAUCAUCAAUUCAACUCAACUCAAAUUUCCAUUUAUUUUUCUCUUUCAAAUUUUCGAAAAAUGUCGGGUCGUGGCAAGGGUGGCAAGGGAUUAGGAAAGGGAGGAGCAAAACGACAUCGUAAGGUGCUUCGUGACAACAUUCAGGGAAUUACUAAGCCUGCUAUUAGGCGUUUGGCUCGUAGAGGUGGUGUGAAGCGUAUUUCUGGAUUGAUUUAUGAAGAGACACGUGGAGUUCUUAAGAUGUUCUUGGAGAAUGUGAUUCGUGAUGCUGUGACUUAUACUGAGCAUGCUAGGAGAAAGACUGUUACAGCUAUGGAUGUUGUUUAUGCUUUGAAAAGACAAGGAAGAACUCUUUAUGGAUUUGAUGGUUAAGUUUGUUUUAGAUUUUGGGUUGUUGGGUAAUUAGUUUCUUAUAAUUAUGUUAAUGUAAUGUUGCCAGAUCUAUGAAAUAUCUUAUUUCUGUAUUGGAUUUGGUCAUUUAUGAAUCUGAAUGUGAAGAAUGGUUCAUUUUGUGGAAAAA